Oncorhynchus kisutch (coho salmon) is the source of this 4500-nucleotide messenger RNA. RefSeq names its product hyaluronan and proteoglycan link protein 1b (gene hapln1b). The record is from RefSeq and is a predicted model, not a curated record. Gene Ontology annotation, biological process: skeletal system development; cell adhesion; central nervous system development. The coding region runs from base 488 to 1546 and encodes 352 amino acids. The transcript is spliced from 6 exons. Gene Ontology annotation, molecular function: hyaluronic acid binding. NCBI's taxonomy places the organism in Eukaryota, Metazoa, Chordata, Actinopteri, Salmoniformes, Salmonidae. Gene Ontology annotation, cellular component: perineuronal net; synapse.
UGAUGUCAAAAGUUAAUCUGAUGUGUAUAUGCACUUUGUAGGCUAUAUUCCAAAGAUUGAUUUCCCAUUUUAUAUAGACCACAUAUAGACCACAUUUGUAGUUUAUUCCAUCACACUUUUAGAAAACAUCACCUGCGCUGUGGAACUGGGAACAUUCGCCUCUGCUGCUCGGAGUGGUCCAGAAACGGGACGUGCAAGGCUACAGGGCGGCUAUUAGGUAGAGCCAAGGAAGAACGCCACACAGCCACACCUGAAAUAGCCCGCUGCUCUCACAGGAGACGCUUGUUGACUAGCAGCAAUAAGAAGAAGCAACUUCGAGAUUUUUUUUCUUCUUCAUGUGUUCAUUUCUUGUUGCUUAGCUAGUUACGUGGUUCCUCCCAGGUCGCUGCGAGGUGCAAUCAUUCGCAACUGGACGGUGUCAAAAUCACCUCGUCGCACAGCUUGGAAAAGUUAUACGUGAGCAGACCCCGGGUUGUAGUGACAGAAGAUGCUUCCUGCGCUGAUCUGUGCCCUGGUCUCUCUGAGCUUGGCCGACAACUUUGACACGGCAUACCCUGAACUGGAGCACUACAGAACCAUCUAUGUACAAGAGAAUGGACCUCAGCUCUCUGUGGUGACGGAGCAGUCCAAGGUGGUGUCGAGGCGGGGGGGUAAUGCCACCCUGCCCUGUAAAUUCCACAGGGAUGCGUCACUGCCGGCCAACCCCAAACUGAGGAUCAAAUGGACUAAGCUGACCUCAGACUACCUCAAAGAGGUGGAUGUCUUCGUUGCCAUGGGUUUCCACAAGCGGAGCUACGGACGUUUCCACGGGCGCGUCUACCUACAGGACUCGGCCCCCACAGAUGCGUCGUUGGUCAUCACAGAACUCACACUGGAGGAUUACGGGAGAUAUAAGUGUGAGGUCAUCGACGGGUUGGAAGAUGGAACAGGCGUGGUGUCCCUGGACCUGCAAGGUAUCGUCUACCCCUACUUCCCUCGGCUGGGUCGUUACAACCUGAACUUCUUUGAUGCCGAGCGGGCGUGUCGCGAGCAGGACUCCAUCGUGGCGUCGUUUGACCAGCUGUACGAGGCGUGGCGUGGGGGUUUAGACUGGUGCAACGCUGGGUGGCUGAGUGACGGAUCCGUCCAGUACCCCAUCACCACCCCCAGGGAGCCCUGUGGGGGCAAGAACACUGUCCCCGGGGUACGCAACUACGGCCUCAGAGACAAGGAGAAGAACAGAUACGACGUGUUCUGUUUCACCUCCAACUACAAAGGGCGGUUCUACUACCUGAUCCACCCCUCCAAGCUUACAUAUGAUGAGGCUGUGGUUGCGUGUCAGAAGGACGGAGCUCAGAUUGCCAAGGUGGGCCAGAUGUAUGCCGCCUGGAAGCUAUUGGGCUACGACCGCUGUGACGCCGGCUGGUUGGCUGACGGGAGCGUCCGUUACCCCAUCACCCGCCCCCGUAGGCGCUGCAGCCCAACGGAAGCUGCCGUGAGGUUCAACGGCUACCCCGACAAGAAACACAAGCUGUACGGAGUCUACUGCUUCAAGGGCCACAACUGAGAACCCCAAUACGCUCACACACACACUCACACACACUAGAAAAGCUAAUACAUUUACAGAGAGUAGGAUGGAGACGGGAAGAGGAGUUAAGAGAGAGGGAGGUCAUAUAGGGGAAGUUACUGAUAUAACAAAAAUGUUUAAGAAAACAUUCAAACUGUGAUAAUUUCUUUUUAGAUACAGUAAAACCAUGUUUUUUUUGUAAUCUGGGACCUGAUAGUGUAUGGGGGGGGUGGUAUGUUCUUUAAUCGGUCAUUUCUAUGUAGGAACAGAAAGAGAGGAUGGAUUUGGGGAAAGGGUUGGUGGGAGGGAAGGGAAGGGAAGGGGAGGGAGGGAGGGAAUGGUGGUGGAGAAACAGAUGAUGUCACAUUGUCCCAAAGUGACAUUGUAAGUGGACGAGGCAUACCAUAGCUUGAAGGAAGUCCUUGGACUGAGAACAACCUAGUAAAGCGUCUGACAACUGAACUGAUACCUUUGGGCACUUACCUUUUCUGUUCAAUUAAACCCAGGACAACACAAACACAAAAAGCAAAGAUAGCGUAGCUCAAGCUAAUAUUAUUAUGUUAUAGAAUGCAACUACAGCACAAUGAAAAUCCAGUCUGCUGUCCAUCUUUGCAGGGUGCUACAACAGUGUCAUGUACUUCACCAUCAUUUUGACUAGUUUAUUUAAUGAUGUGUGUGGACCAAACAUCAUUCUCAUCAUAGAAAUGGAUAUAAAAAAAGGAGAAGCCAUCCAUUAGCAUUGUUUAGUUUAUUUUUUACUAUGAAUAUGUAGAAUGUGAGUAUCUAGAAUUGUAUUUCUGUUUAUGGAUGUCUUUUGAUAUAGAAGUAUUGUUUUAUUUUCUGCGCUACGCUAUCCCAGAGUUCUGUGCUCAGUCACAGGGCUCAAGUGUUGAAACUAACCCCAGAAACAUACAAACGAGGAAACCAAAAUACAAAUGUUGCACUGGACACUGUUUAUGUCAGAAGACUUACCGUGGCCUGGAAGGGACAAGGUAAACCGCAUUUAGUCCUCAGCAGUAACACAAAAUGCCUGGCAAUAGUUGUCUUACUGAGUAGUAUUGUGACACGCAGACCUGCAGUAUAAUAUGUAUGUUAAACACUAGUUGCUGUGCCUCUAUGUACACCUUAGCCUCUAGUUUAGAAACACAAGGCAUGCCUCUGAGCUUUUAUACACAGCAGAAAGCCAAAAGCAACACUUGCAGUGUAAAUCCCCAUUUUUUUUCAAAAUAUUUUUUUGUGUGCUAUUUUUUACACAAAUAGUUUCUUAUAGUGAAUGAGUAGACCCAGUGAUAUCUGUGAAACUUGGUUGUUAGAGCACUGACAAGCUGUUAGUUAGCUAACGAUGCCAUGUUAGUCUGCAUGGCUAAGCUAAGCCUCAGGCCAACAGCUCAGGCAUAUCUAUUUAUCUGCAUGAACACAGAGCCUGCGAUACCCUCGCUCACCACUAGCAGUGCAGCCCACUCUAGACUAGCCCAGUGAAAUGGCCAGAUAAUCAUCCUAUUUAAAAACACCAUUGGUUCCCGCAGGUACAGUAAGAGACUCCCAUGUAAGAACAACACAAGGGCUGACGUACACACUAGCAACGCUAGCUGGCUCCAAGAGAAUGUUAGGUCAUUCCUGGAGUGUUAGGUUAGCUAUACUUGGCUCGACCUUACAUAGUUAGCUUAUUGUUGAGUUAGCAAGAACUUGGCUCUACCGUGUCCUAUCACAACUGCACUCAGAGGUGAGUACAGGAACGCCAGUGGAAGGAGUAAAAAACAUGGACCGUUAUCACAAAGACCUGCUGGACAGACACAUAUAUUUAUAUUGAAAUUAGCCUCAGUAACGACGUUAGUACGAAAAAUAUGUACACUACCGUUCAAAAGUUUGGGGUCACUUAGAAAUGUCCUUGUUUUUGAAAGAAAAGCGUUUUUUUUGUCCAUUAAAAUAGCAUCCCGGAGUCGCCUAUUCACUGUUGACGUUGAGACCGGUGUUUUGCGGGUACUAUUUAUUGAAGCUGCUAGUUGAGGACUUGUGAGACAUCUGUUUCUCAUACUAGACACCCUAAUGUACUUGUCCUCUUCUCGCAUGGAAUAGCCUUCAUUUCUCAGAACAAUAACAGAUUGACGAGUUUCAGAAGAAAGUUCUUUGUUUCUGGCCAUUUUGAGCCUGUAAUCGAACCCACAAAUGCUGAUGCCCCAGAUACUCAACUAGUCUAAAGAAGGCCAGUUUUAUAGCUUCUUUAAUCAGGACAACAGUUUUCAGCUGUGCUAACAUAAUUACAAAAGGGUUUUCUAAAGAUCAAUUAGCCUUUUAAAAUUAUCAACUUGGAUUAGCUAACACAACGUGCCAUUGGAAAACAGGAGUGAUGGUGGCUGAUAAUGGGCCUCUGUACGCCUAUGUAGAUAUUCCAUUAAAAAUCAUCCGUUUCCAGCUACAAUAGUCAUUUACAACAUUAACAAUGUCUACACAGUAUUUCUGAUCAAUUUGAAUGGUAUUUUAAUGGACAAAACAUUUGUUUUUCUUUCAAAAACAAGGACAUUUCUAAGUGACCCCAAACUUUUGAACGGUCAGGGUACCUUCCUUGUUUCCCCUGUCAGCAAAGCACAGUGAUGAACCCUUUUUAAACAGGAAUCAUGAGCCACGACAAUGAUUAUGAUAAACACAAGAGAGCUUCUGUCAGAGAACGUUACAAAUCUGUCAGAAAGCAUCACCAAUGCUUUUCUUCAACUGUAGUAACAUGCUCAUUGUGAACCUUUACUAACAAAACCUUUUUGGCUGGUUCAAGAACUGCCCAUGACUUAUUUAUCAAUUCAUCCAAAAGUUUAAGAAAAAACUACAACCAGGCAAUCAUUUUUAUCCCUACACUGUUUUGUGUACGUACAACAUUACUCAGUUGCAGUACUGUUUGUAACCAUGUUAGGAACUUUUUGGACCCAAAGUCAAGAGGAAAAUAAAACAAUUCAGAUAAAGAA